Molecule: messenger RNA, 1549 nt
Organism: Aplysia californica (California sea hare)
Lineage: Eukaryota; Metazoa; Mollusca; Gastropoda; Aplysiida; Aplysiidae
Product: ubiquitin-associated domain-containing protein 2
Exons: 10
Coding region: 333-1376 (347 amino acids)
Molecular function (GO): protein binding; serine-type endopeptidase activity
Source: RefSeq, a predicted model, not a curated record
CCCAACACUGUUCAUGAUUCCCGAUCUCAAUUUUUAAUGUUUAGCGAUCUCUUAGUUUUUCUUCUCACUGAUUUACUGACUUGGAUUCAUAUUAUUUCCCGACACAAUUCUCAAUUCAGUGUAGCAGUAGGAGGCUUUAUCACGAAGUGUUGCUGUUGGUUCUGGACUGUUUACAAAAGAGACAAUAAGUGUUCUAUUAUAUUUGUUGUACAAUACGUCACCAAAGCCAUGUAUGAUAAAAACUAAACAUUGUUCGGAGUUAAAAUCUGACUGCAGAGUGAGGUGAGCAAAAUAUAAGCCACCUCGGUUUCAGAACACAGCGAGAAGUCAUCAUGAUUGCUUUGGCUGGACCAGCUGGUUUUUAUGGAGCUCCAGCGACCAAGGUUCUCCUGUGUCAUGCCAUCAUCACUUACUUCUUGUUUGCCUUCCCACUGCAACAUUUCCAUCAGCUGUUCCACUACAAUCAAGAUGUCUUUGAGAAGCGUCAGUUCAAAAAGAUGCUGGUGUCGAAGCUGGUGUUCUUGGAGUUGCCAGAUUUACUCUUCUCAGCAGUACUCUUUUACAACUUCAGAAUAUUUGAACGGCGGUUUGGAACAAGAAAAUUUGUGUCUCAUCUCCUGUCUACAACUAUAAUAGCCAGCAUAUUGGAGUUACUGGUGUUUGCUGUACUCAACCGUCUUGAGAUACAGCUGGGAACCAUGCCCUCUGGCUUGUUUAGCAUGGUGUUCCCUCUGUUUGUGCCGUUCUUCUGCACCAUCCCGCGGGUGGCCAUCAUGCGGGUGGUGGGCGUGCCUGUGACAGGGAAAACCAUCAACUACAUCCUGGGUCUGCAGAUGGCCAGUGCGGAGGUGGAGAACAUGCUGGUGGUGGCCUGCGCUCUGCUGGCUGGAAUUCUGUGGAGGGCGAACUUCUUAAAGGUCCAGGCUAUGCUGCAGGUCCCAGUAUUUGUGGCUAGAGCUUUUGAGUAUUGUUUGGGUCGCUUCCUGGAGUCACCCGACCUGCAGAAGACGUCGUUACCCAUGGGGGCCACGCUGGAGCUGCAGCAGAGAGAGCGACUGGACCGCAUUGAGCAGCAGAUGAUGGCCUCAGCCAUACAGGCCAGUCGGCACAUGGACAUUGGCCGACCGCAGCCUAUUAACGUGGCUCAGGGUCCCGGCAUCUUUGGCAAUGUGGUGAGAAGAGCAGGUCAGGCACAAGCAGAGCAGCAGUCACCAGAUGACAGUGGCUCGGCCAGUAGCUCGGGAGGAGCUGUCUCAGAAGAUCAGGUUCAGCGAUUUGUGGAGAUGGGCUUCAACGACGCCCAGGUGCGGCAGGCUCUGCGGUUUGCCAACAACAAUCCCAGACUAGCCACUAAUUUUUUGCUCCAGGACAUGUAGUGACGUGGAGACAGAGCGCUACCUUCGAAUUGCAAAGUUCUCUCCGAGAUUUUUUGAUGUUUUGAGUUAUUAAGACGGUGAGGUAAGAAAUCAAAUGUCUUAUCUGCUCUAUCAAAAUCGUAUGAUUAUUCAAAGUCGUUAUCAAGAUAUUCAAAGAAUUGCAUUCGUAAAAG